UGGACCGCGACGCUGGACCCAUUUGAAUUGAGAAACGGAACCAAAUUUUGAGACCUGGAUCGAUGAUGCCGCAGGUAGACUCGGAACUGAUGACAACAACGUUGCAGACCACGGCACGAUGGCACCGCUGACCAUCUUCUUGACGACUUGGAAUACCGGUCUGCAAGGAUCCAAAGCUCAAGAGCAGGAUCUCACUUCAUGGCUGCUCCCGGUGCUUCAUCGAACGGCCAAUGAUCCAGAGUUGCCAAAGGGAGCUGUGCCGGAUAUUUAUGCCAUUGCCGUGCAGGAAUUGUUACCGGUGCAUCUCGCUCUCGCUGGACUCUCUGGGACCGUCCUGCUUGCUUUGACAGACCGCAUAGUCUCUCUUCUUUCUGCUCACGCCAAAUCGCUGUCGGGAUCACAAGAGACUUACAGGCUUGUCUCCAGAGUAGCUCACGGUGGCAAUGCACUAUGGGUCUUCGCAAGGGAAUCGACCACCCGAGGGAGGAUAGGCAAGCCUCUCACCUCAACUCUGGGACUUUACUGGUUCGGUUUGUCCAACAAAGGCGCAGUGGGUGUUCGAGUACCUGUCCAAAGGAGCGACAAGGGCCAAUGGGAGAACUUGACAUUCGUCUGCGCUCAUCUCGAAGCAUUUGAUCACAAUGUCCCGAGAAGGAAUUCUCAGUAUCGACAUAUACUCACGUCGCUCGUCUUUCAGGGUUCUGACCCACUGGUCAAGCCUGCUCAAGUCUUCGAGACCUCCCAUCUUUUCGUCAUGGGAGAUUUGAACUAUCGCUUGACGCAUCUGCCGGGUGGUGCCUAUCCUGAUGAAGAAGGGGAAGGUGUGCAGGCGGAGAAGGAGAGGGCUAAGCUUGUCGAAGUAGACACGUUGAAGCGAGAGCAGAAGAUGGGAAGAGCAUUCGGAGGAUUGAGGGAAGGAGACUUGACAAAGUUCAUUCCAACCUACAAGCGGAUCGUAGGCAAGGUGAAUGGUUUCAGUCGCAAACGUAUACCGGGCUAUACUGACAGAAUUCUGUUUGCCUCUCACGACGACACACCUUCAUCCUCAUCCACCGUCAUAAAGCAUUUCGGUUCCACACCGCAGACAACUCUGUCAGAUCAUAAACCUGUACACGCCGUCCUGGAGCUCCCCGAGCCCAGUCACUCGGCUGCAUCUCCUCACCUUGCCCCAAUCCUCUCGCAACCUCCUCCGCCACAUCCCCACUGGCCUUUAGCUACCCCUCAUGAGCAGCGGAUAGUGCAAAAAAUCAUCGGACAAAUCCUGGACAAGCUGAUAGGCUGGCCGUGGUGUAUUCUGGUUCUGCUCGGGUUUGGGAACACUCGGGCAGGAAUGGGUGUGGGCGCUUUCGCAGCGAUGAUCUGGGGUGUUUGGUGGAGUGGAUCUUGGGUUAGGUGAAUGAUUAAAGGGGACGAACUCGGAUUCUCUUGGAAGGCUGAGACUUGUGCAUUAUCUACUGUAGCACUUGGUAUUGCAGCUGUAUGUACACUCUAAUUGGGUAUCUCUAUGGGCUCGGCCUCUUAUAGAUGUAGAUAUAGAGAGGAGUGUCAGAUUUUAC
Molecule: messenger RNA, 1556 nt
Organism: Kockovaella imperatae
Lineage: Eukaryota; Fungi; Basidiomycota; Tremellomycetes; Tremellales; Cuniculitremaceae
Product: Endonuclease/exonuclease/phosphatase
Exons: 3
Coding region: 119-1396 (425 amino acids)
Biological process (GO): phosphatidylinositol dephosphorylation
Molecular function (GO): phosphatidylinositol-4,5-bisphosphate 5-phosphatase activity
Source: RefSeq, a predicted model, not a curated record